Plutella xylostella (diamondback moth) is the source of this 1404-nucleotide messenger RNA. RefSeq lists its product as uncharacterized. The record is from RefSeq and is a predicted model, not a curated record. Lineage: Eukaryota; Metazoa; Arthropoda; Insecta; Lepidoptera; Plutellidae.
UCGCGCCAGACUCCCAACAGACCCCUGACAGACCCUGGGGAGACCAGACCCUCGGAGACCCUUGGAUCCCCUCGGGAGACCAGACAUGACGGACAUCACGCUCGGGUUCCUCCAGGGACUGCUUCGGGAGGAGCUGCCUGAUGUCACGGUCACCAGCUUUGAGGGUGCUCCAGGCUCCAACCGCGGAGACAACUACACCUCCAUGGUGUACCGCAUCACGCUGACAGGAACCCGCAAGUCCAUCGAGCCCGACGGGUCCAGCGAGCGCGAGGAACCCUGGCACGGCAGCAUCAUCUACAAGUGCCUCCCUGAAAGCACCCUCAGACGAGAAGCCUUCAAAAGCGAUGAACUCUUUUGCAAUGAAGUUGCCUUCUACAACAAAAUCUGGCCAACACUCUCUAAAUUCCAACACCAAUGGUCGUACAAACUCAAGUUUCCGUUCAAAAGUAUCCCAAAGUGCUACCUGGCUCAGAACGACUUGGUUAUACUAAAGGAUUUGAAGGAAUUGGGGUUUGUGAUGCCGGAUAGAAGGAAGGGACUGAGUAUAGAGCAAUGUUACUUUGUGAUGAAACAUCUUGCUCAGUUUCAUGCGCUGUCGUUGGCCAUGAAGUAUUAUAAUCCUGAAGGGUUUUAUGAACUGCUGAAUAUCCAGGAUGGUAUCUCUGAAGUAUUUUUCGUAGCGGAAAAUGAAGAUUAUUACAAAAACUAUUACCGUGAAGCAGCCGUAAAUGCAGUGGCUAUGGUGGAAGAAGAAUUAGAGAAUUCAGAAGAUAAGGACACGUACAUUUCAAAGUUCAAGGAAUUCUGCAGUGAGGAGCAUUUCUUCCAGAAUAUGGUGGAUCUGGUAACUCCCAAGGAACACUUAGCGGUCAUCACUCAUGGGGACUGCUGGACUAACAAUCUACUGUUCCGAUACGUCGAUGGCGAUAUAGCAGAGAUGUACCUGGUAGACUUCCAACUGGCCCGCUACGCCUCGCCCACCCUAGAUCUGGCCAGUCUGAUGUACCUGUGCCUAGACCGAGGGCAGAGGAAGGAACACCUGACGUCUCUGCUGGAGUACUACACAGAACAACUGCACCAGAGACUGCUGGAGCUCAGUGAUGAUGAGUCAGUGUUCAGUGGCGCCUUGAAUAAGAAGGCUUUGUGGGAUUUGGUGCAAUCGGAAUUCAAACGUAGCAGUCGUUUUGGUCUGGGCCUGGCGUUGGAUAUGUUACCAAUUAUGACAUGCGAUAGUAACGAAGCGCCUAACCUUUACCAGGCUAAGGAAAGUGUAGCUCCAUCUCAUGAAUGUAUAAAACCGGUUUUUACUUCAAAUGAAGAGUGCAGAAAGAAGAUAACCGACCUGGUUCAAGAAUUAGUCGAUGAAGGAGUUAUAUGAAAACAAAUUGAAGAUCAGACGAAUAU